Messenger RNA from Rotaria sp. Silwood2, 285 nucleotides. The record is from the annotation of a GenBank genome assembly. NCBI's taxonomy places the organism in Eukaryota, Metazoa, Rotifera, Eurotatoria, Philodinida, Philodinidae.
AUGGCUGAAAACGAGAACCAUCAUACUAGAUUUAAUUCAACUCGAAAACCUCAUUCACAAACAACUUCAUUACUUCGUAUACCAAGAAAAUCUUUGUCAUCACCCACUAGUCCAAUUAAUAAAAGAAAUUUAAACGAAAAUCGAUCUUCUCGUAGCCGUCAAUUAUGGAAUAUAGCUAUUGAUAGUGUGCUUGAACAUGAAAAAUGUAUAGAAACGUCAACACCAGCGACUUCAUCAACGACUAAUAAUGCACCAAUUGGAUGGUAUAAUUUAACAAAGCGGUAA